Solanum verrucosum is the source of this 1409-nucleotide messenger RNA. Its product is annotated as probable mediator of RNA polymerase II transcription subunit 26c. The transcript is spliced from 9 exons. Gene Ontology annotation, cellular component: nucleus. The record is from RefSeq and is a predicted model, not a curated record. The coding region runs from base 256 to 1302 and encodes 348 amino acids. NCBI's taxonomy places the organism in Eukaryota, Viridiplantae, Streptophyta, Magnoliopsida, Solanales, Solanaceae.
AUUCCAAAAAAAUCCUCCAUAUUCUUCUCCCCUUUCUUCCCCACCCACCCACUCUACCCCUCUUGUUAUGUGCUGUUCUCUGUCUGGUUUCUGAAGACGACUCGUAAAAUCAUCUAAAAAAUUCCCAUAAUCAGAUCUAACAAAAAUGGUUCCUAUUACGGCGUCGUUUCCUUCUGAUUCUUCAUCAUCAUCCAUGGAUCUACUCAUGUAAAUUCCAAUAAUAUAUUCAACAAUUUUUCCGGUAGAUUAUUCCUAAUGGAUUUGGAUGAAUUCCGGUUGAUUCUAUCGGAAUCGAAGGUAGAUGUAUGGACGAUGAUUGAUGCGGCGAUUUCUGUUGCUGCAGUUGACUGUGCCGAUGAAAUGAAACGUCGACGUGAUGGAAUCGUUGAAAAAUUGUACUCCACGCACUCCCGGAGCUCAGAUGACGAUGGUAAUGGUCAGCAUAGGUUAGAUAACGGUACUAGAAAUGUGGAGAUGAUGAUGAAUAAGAGUCCGUUAACACCGGAGUCGAAUCAACGGGAGAAGGAGAAUAGUAAUGAGAAGAAUGAGGAAGAGGAAGAUGCAGAUCCGUAUGGAGGAUUGUUUGAUGAUGAUGAUGAACAAACUCAAAUUCUUACAAUCAAACAACAGCUUGAAAAUCCACAACUGUCGGAUGAGGAUGUGGUUGACUUGCUUCAAACUUUAGCAGAUAUGGAUAUUACAUUCCAAGCUCUUCAGGACACUGAUAUUGGAAGGCAUGUGAAUCAAUUGAGGAAGCAUCCAUCAAGUGAAGUUAGGAGAUUGGUGAAGAUGCUUGUGAGAAAAUGGAAAGGAACUGUUGAUGAUUGGGUUAGGCUCAACCCGCCUGAGCAACAUGAGUCUGCAAAUCUUAUUGCUGCUGAUGAUGACUCGCCCCAACAGAGUGUACGGAGGAAUCAACAGAAUGGUAAUCAUCAGGUUCCUGACUUCGCAUACUCACCGAAUCCUCGAAAUGGGAGUUCGAGCUCAGACAGGAAUAAUUCAGAAUCAGAGUACAAGCCUAAACCAGUUCCCCAACGGAAUGUAACCCCUACUAGACCACUGCAGUCUGCUCCUAAACCUGCUUCGGCUCCUCCCCCAAGUAGACCUCCUCCGAGGGAAUCAGCUAUAGAUAUUGAGAGGCUGAAUUCAGCAAGGAGGCGGCUUCAGGAGAAUUACCAAGAAGCUCAAAAUGCUAAAAAGCAAAGGACAAUACAGGUGAUGGAUAUUCAUGAGAUUCCAAAACCAAAGAACGGCUUCAUUGCCAAGAAUAAAGGCGGCUUUCAGGGCAGGCAUCAUCGUUGAUUUUUUCAGAAAAAAAGCCCCCCCGUCUGUAUGUACAAUAGUACUGCUCCUCAGCUUUAAAGUUCAAAACUCUGCAUCUUUUGUGAUAACAGGGAUUUUACCCAAAC